This is a messenger RNA of Hippocampus comes (tiger tail seahorse), 1446 nucleotides long. RefSeq names its product e2f-associated phosphoprotein (gene eapp). Bases 106 to 951 code for a protein of 281 amino acids. The record is from RefSeq and is a predicted model, not a curated record. The transcript is spliced from 7 exons. Lineage: Eukaryota; Metazoa; Chordata; Actinopteri; Syngnathiformes; Syngnathidae. Gene Ontology annotation, cellular component: nucleus.
CGCAUUUCGUAGUAGAAGAAGAAAAGGGCGGAAGUGGUCGUCGUUCCUUUGCGGCUGAACGCGAACGCUUCUCUCCGUCAACAUCUCGUUGGAACGAGUAGCAACAUGAACAACUGCAGCGAUGUCGACUCGUAUGAAAUCGAGGAGCCGAGCGACGAGGAGAGAGCAGCAAGCAGUUCGGAGGACGAGCUGGACGUGCUGCUGAGCGGCACCCCGGAGCAGAAGAAGAAGCUGAUCCGAGAGUACCUGACGGGCGAGAGCGAGUCGUCCAGCGACGAUGACUUUGAGAAGGAGAUGGAGGCCGAGCUCAGCUCCACCCUCAGGACCAUGGAGAACACCUGGGCGCCCGCUCGCACAGCGGAAGGUUCCGGAAGCGGAGUUGACAGCUCAACGCGUUCCGAGCCUCAGACGUACGACAAGAUCUACUUUGACUCCGACGAAGACGAAGACGACAAGCCCAGCGGUUCCGCCGGGCGGCGCGUCCUGACCAAUGACGAGCUGCUGUACGACCCCGACGCCGACGAGCGGGACCAGGCCUGGGUCGACGCCAGGCGGCGCGGGUAUCACAGGAAGCGCCCGACGACGCUUGCUCACUCGCGGCGCUUGCAACCCAAGAGUCUUCCCAGUAGCGACGCUGUCCUCAACUGUCCCGCGUGCAUGACCACGCUUUGUCUUGACUGUCAGCGACACGAGAAGUACCGCACGCAGUACCGCGCCAUGUUCGUCAUGAACUGCAGCGUGAACAAGGAGCAAGUUCUGCGCUACAAGAAGCAAGCGGACAGGACGUCGCGCAACAGGAAACGCAGGAAAGAUGACGCGGCGGCGCCCGUCGGGAUGGAUGAGGACGAGGUUUACUAUCCGGUGCGGUGCUCCGAGUGCUCCACAGAGGUGGCCGUGCUGGACAAGGACGACGUCUACCACUUCUUCAACAUUCUGUCCAGCCACUGCUGAGUUAGAGAGCAUCUCGGGAGGACUGUUGCUUCCGGACUGUUCCGCAGCAGCUUGAAAGCUUCUGUUACCCCCCCCACACACACAUCUUUUUGCGCAUGUUUUUUUUUCAUCAUCCGUCAUCGUUGUGUGUAUCAAAAAUUGUGGGGUGAGGUGACACUUUUUUUUUUCUUUUACUAAAAAGAAACUUUUAGUCAAGAGAUUGUAUUUUGUUACAUAUUUAAUGGAAAGGUUUGAAGUUCAUUGAGUCACAGAUCCAUGUGACUGAUUCUGACAUUCUCACAAUAUGAAAAGUUCAAACGUAUUUGCUGCUUACUCACUGCUCAUACAAAACACAAAACAAAAACUGUCUCCCAGAUAUGAUAUAAAAUUGUUGGGGUCGUUUAUUAGUCACCAAUAAAAACAUAUACUUUUCUCGUGUUUUGCAGCCGAGUAUGCAUAGGAAUCACUGGCACCGUUAUUGUUGAAAUAUAUCUUUUGUCGCUGUUUCUCACGAGA